Procambarus clarkii (red swamp crayfish) is the source of this 3363-nucleotide messenger RNA. RefSeq names its product marginal zone B- and B1-cell-specific protein. The record is from RefSeq and is a predicted model, not a curated record. Lineage: Eukaryota; Metazoa; Arthropoda; Malacostraca; Decapoda; Cambaridae. Gene Ontology annotation, cellular component: extracellular region; endoplasmic reticulum chaperone complex. Gene Ontology annotation, biological process: regulation of B cell proliferation.
AGUAUUAGGGGAGGAUAGAGGCGGGUGGGGCGUUGUGCUCUAGCUGCCCCCUACCCCAUAACAACAACACCGGCUCCUCCCUUCAGGUGCUCAAUUUUCAGAUCUCAUCAUGAAGGUGUUGUUGAUCUCCUUGCUUCUCAUGGCGGUUGCUGUUUGUGUUGUGACUGAAGGGGAAUUGGAUUUUGAUGACACUGAGAUUGAUGAAGGUGCAGAUGCUGCAUUGAAGUGUGAUGCAUGUAGAAUAGUGGCUGCCAAGUUUGCAGAAUCAUUUGCUGAUAUCCAAGGCAACAUCGUUCCGACUAUCUCGCCAAAAGAUGAAGAAAUUAUCGAGGCAGCAGAGAGUACUUGUGAUGGUGCAUGGGAAGGGUAUGGUGUGAAGAUUAUGGGUGGAAUGGAAAGACUCACCGGACCAGAAGCUGACGUAAAAGCUGGAAUUGUGGAUAAUGAUCCCAUUUGGUCUCGUAGACUACAGGAUAUGUGUGAUGAACUUCUGGGGGAAACUCCUGAUGAAAAGACACUCUUCAACACAUGGGCAAGUGGAAACUCUCUGGAAGAAUAUUUGUGCAAAGGGGCUGGCACCUUUGGAGCUUGCACUUCAGAUAACUGGGGUCCUUGGCCAGGUGAUGAUUAUGAAGAUUAUGAUGAUACAGCAGAUUUUGAGGACAUACAUGAUGAGUUUUGAUAAGUUAAUUCAUAAAUUAUAGCAAGAUAAGAAUUAUCACAAUUAUUUUGAUAAUUUUUUAAAGAAGGUUUUUUAGCUUUGUAUUUUGCUAAUCUCAAUAAGAUAAGCAAUCUCAGUAAGGUAGCAAGCUUUACUUUUUAUACACUAAUGUAAAGAUGAAUAAGGUGUAGAAUACAAAUUUGUUUGAUUAUUAUAAGCACUCACAUUGUAGGUUCCAGUCAUUGUUUUGUACCCCCAGAUUGAUGUUGAAUAAGUUAGUUGUUGAAGUAGUUGUCUUGUCUUGUCUUGUCGGUAAAGUUUUUUCCAGCGAUCUACCUGAUGUUACUUAAUUUAAUGAUUUAAACAAAUCAUUCAAUUUGUUAAAUUGUUGUUGGGUUAGCAACAACCUGUGGCCUACUCAAAGGUUACAAUUGCUUUAAAAACAUAAUUUGUCAAUUUGUACAUCAAAUGUAUGUUUGAUGGCAGCAAUUAUGCCAGAUUUCAGUUAAGUGUAAAGCUUAUGUUCAAGAGUAUUUAUUCUGACAAUGUGGUGUGAUUAGUAUUUUGCUUGAAGCAUGGAUCAGCCGUAACUAUAUUCCUCAGGAAUGCAUUUUUGUGUGUUGUGACACUAAUUCAAUUAUUAGCAUUCACAUAUACAAAUCAGGAGGGUUAGGUUAGUUAGUUUUAAGGCUAAUUAAAAUUCCUGUAAUGGAAAUAGAAUUAAUACAAAAUACAACUACUGUACUUUAAAACAAGUAGCUAGUUGCAGGUAAAAGUUACAUAGGCUGGAACUAGUCAAGAAUUUCAGUUUCAUAAAUAAUGUAGUCUACAGUAGCUUUAUUUACAUUAUACUGUAUUUAAGCUGUAAGUACUAACUUUUGUAGCUAUCAUUCCAGGUAACAUGAAAGUAGUAGUAGUAGUAGUGGUAGUAGUAGUAGGCAUCCAUCAGUCUCAGGAGACUAUGGAGUUAUGGUUGUCGGUCUGGAGUGGCCAGACCGACACAAACUUGAUAUACAGUACUGUACGUAAGCUGUAUUUGGUGAAAAAAAAAUUAGGUUGAAGAAGCUAGUGUGUGUUUAAGCUUUCAAUAAGGCAUAGUUUAGUACUGUAUUUAGAAGACAAUUUUUAUAAGCAACAUCUGCACAAAGAUGUUGCUUAUAAAACUCAUAAUGAAUGUUAUGAUUCCGGGAAUAUUACUAACAAAUUAAGACAACCUUAAUAGAAACCAUUACUUGGAACUAACAAUAACAUUGAAAGUCUCAUCUUUGCAUAUAUUUUUGUGUGAAAGACAUUGUAACAUUCAGAAUUAUACUCUGCCAUAUUUAUUUCAUUGAAGCAAUGAUAUAACUUGGCAAAAUGAGUUAUUUCCCAAUAAAGUGAGUUAAGUACUUCAUGAAUGGACACUUAAGUAAUUAUUCGGUGCAGUGCAGCCUUUGUAGAAAUUUAAUCGUGGCAAAUGCUGUGUGCUUUUUAUUCUUUGCAACUGACUAGUUUAAAUUGUUAAAGAUAAUUGAGAAAUGCUUCCAUGUAUGAGUGUGUCUCACAGCUGUGAAGUUCUACAUCAUGUAAUUUGCCAACCUGUCCUAACAAUGUACUCAAACUGCAAUAUUGUACUUAUUUGGUAAGUACUGUUCAGUGUUGUUAUAGUACUGCAUUUUGUUAUAAAUGUGCAUUACAGUACUUAAGAGUUUAUGCUUGAUUUUAAUUGAAUUAUCCAUAAAUGCACAGUAUGAUGAUGUUUUGUUUACACAAGUUAUUUGUUGUACUUAAUAAGUUACAAUGGGAAGCAUCUCCUUGAAGGAAUAUGUACAGUUUUGCUAAAUAACUAUUUUUUUACCGUUUUAUAUUCACUUUCGUAAUGUAGUCUUCAAUACAGUUUUAUAUUUAAUGAAACGAGGACAGGUUGUUGCUUUUUAUGUGAGCUUUUGCUGUGUGGUUCACAAUGGUGCUCUUAAUUAAGUAAACACAUCCCCUCUUCUGGGAGUAGCUCCCUUGGCUUCCCAGAUCUAUUCGAGCUGAUAUGAUUGUAUUAGACCCUGGCAUCAGUCAAAGCGAAUAGAGUUCUUAGGCCUACCGGGGACUACAAGCCAGAACCUGGCCCCCCCCUCGAGGAGCAAUAGAAACCUAUAGAAACACCCAUGUGGUUGGAAGCAUUCUGUGUCUGCCAUCGACUGGGUCAGGUACCCAGAAAAUUAGGCAUCCCAAAACAAACCCUAUCUGGUUAAAAUAUUGCUACUGAAAGCUGAACUGUUUGGACAGAAGUCCCCAAACAAAAAACAAGCACGACGUCAGUAGUUAUCGAUUGCGUCGCCCCCUUCCCCGGGAGGGGAAAGGGAGGAGCCCCAGACCCCCGCUCCAGUUAUCCACACCGUCAGUUCUCAGCUGAUGUGUGACUGAAUCCUUCCAGUGCUGUGGUGUAGUAGCAUGUUGAGCAGUGUACUUACACUGCUCAACAUGCUAUGCCCGCUACACCUGAUUAAAUUGGACCCCAUUUUCACCUUUUUCUUCAAACUUUAAUGCCAUACUUUUCUCCCCUUUUAUGACUUAUUCUUGACCCAUUUGUAUUGGUCUAUUUGUCUACACCUGACCCCCUAAUGGUAUAAAUCCAAUAUGCUUUGUACUUUCUUAUCACUUGAGAAUGAACCAUGUAGGUUCGAACCAUUGUGUAAUUUUAUAAUACGUGUAAUACAUUCUAGAGUUAU